UAAAUUGCGUCCUCCCCUCGCGAGCUCCGUGUGAUUCAGUCAGUGGCGUAGCGGCGCGAGGGGACCCAGUCGCGUGAAUCAGUCCGUUCAGUAGAUCACCUGUUGUCGUGCUUGCGUCCGUGGAGAUCCACGCACAUAUAUGGAAGAGACUGGGCGCCGUUUUGUUCAUCUAAGCCCUUCGCGUGGAACAAGAAGACGCGUUUCUCUCGGUUGCCAGCUGAUGUUUGCUGGUUCUCAACAUCACAGGACGCGACGGACGUAGUUUGCGUGAAACUCUGCCCAGAUAAAGACGCCGGAUCGGACGCUUUUGGCUGUUGAAGACAAGUAGAUGAUUGGAAAACGCCCCGUGGAGGACCAGCUCGACUCGAGCAGCUGCACCCCACCUAAAGCCUCCUCCAAGCCCAACCUGAAGGGCGCCAUGGCCCUCGGCAGCUUGAGCCUCAUGCAGACCCUCAGGAACUCCCCCGCCGCCUUCCGCCGCCGCUUCCGCCGGGACCGCACCGAGUCGCUGUCCCACGGCGACCCUCUGUUCAAAGUCCACUACCUCGGCACGGUGAAGAUCUUCUCUCUCGACCGCGAGCAGGCCCAGGAGGCCAUCUCCCACCUGACGGAGGGGAUCGCCGGCGGCAAGAAGCUGGGCAAGGACCACGCCCUGGUGGUGCGGCCGCGCUACGUGGAGGUCAAGGAGCUGAGCACGGGGCGGCAGCUGACCAAGACGUACCUGCAGGACAUCGCGUACUGCGCGGCCGACGUCGGCCGGCCCAACGUCUUCCUGUACAUCUGCAAGCACCAGGGCCAGCAGCUGCAGUGCCGGGUGUUCUGGUGCAGCCGGGCGGAGCGGGCGCGGGACAUGACCGCCUGCCUGGCGCGCUCCUUCCAGAGGGCGCUGAACGACUGGCAGGACGGCUCGGCCUCGCUGCCGCCAGGAGAGGGCGCCGGCGGGCGUCUGGAGGCGGCUUCAAACGCUCCGCCCAUCGCCAAGAGCUGCACGCUGCCAGCUGGUCUGGGAAAAGUUCGCUGGAAGAGAAGGGGUUCUGCGUCCCGGAGCCCCCUCAGAGGCAUCACCAGAAGAGGCUCGGCCUCCGACAGCUGGAGCUGAACUCCUGAGGACGGAAGGUUCUCCGUUAACCCGACGACUUCAAGGCUGGAAACCCUACGAAGGAGGACGGACUGACUGACGGACUUACGAGGCUCUAGGAAAGCCGUUUGGUCACAUUAAUGACUGCUUGUAAGGAUGUUAUCAUAACUGCCGAGUGUUUGGAGCUGAAUGAGACGAGUAAGGGGUUGCAACAAGCCGCCUGAGGACCACAAUGGGUCCGACUCGUGAGCAGCCAGAAUGUGUGAUGUUGAAAGGCGAGGUAGCUGCCGGCUGAAUGAUCCACCAGCAAACCUGGGUUUAAAGGGUUAUUUAACAGGCGAUUGUGACAGGUCAUGAUUUUAUUUAUUUAUUUUUUUUCCUUUUUAUAUCCAUGGUGGUAUUUCUAAGUUUGCUUCUCUAUCAGAGAGAUAUCCAGGACGCAGAGGGGUGGAUGCUGGCGCGUCGGCAGCGAAGCAAAGUUGUCUUUUGUGUUCAUAAAGGUCGUUCCAGUUACUUUCUGAGCACUUUCUGUCCUCGUGUCAAAUGAAUGUGCCGACGAGAUUUUCCAAGUGUUGUCUUAUUCUGAGGACUUUAGUUUCCGUGAACUGCGAGGCAGGUCUGGUAGCUGGGCCAUCACCAGGUCGUCGUAAAUCACGUGCUCCGUCGGCUACGAGCUGCACACAAAAACUACCGGCCUGUAAACGGUCCAGUUACGAAUGCUUAGCAUGUACGUGGUAGAGUUCCCAAGCAGGGAGGGGGGGGGGGGGGGCAGUGUGUUCCUGUUUGGAGGCUCGGUGAGGAAUGUGCCGCCAUGCACCUGCAUUCCACGCUGAGGGCGAAUCUGAGAUCAGGAAUCCUUUUUUCUUUUUUUUCUUUUUUUAAAGCCUCAAGUUGAUCCUCGCCUCCAGCAGCUGCACGCCUUUAAUCGGUCUUCUGCUUUGCGCUGCGUUGGAUGAGGAUCCUCCUCCUGAGGAUUUGCGCGUUAGGGUUUACAAACGAGACCUGAGGAUAACUGGUACGUCUUUAGCCUACCAUUAUCUUCCAAGUUUUUAUUAUUUCUGAGCUAAGCUAGAAAUGCUGACUUUUUAAUUCUUUUUUUUUUUUUUUUUUUUUACUGACGUGCCACUUUUUAAAGUGAAUUUUAGGAUUUUAUAUCUGGCGAAUCUUACAAAAAGGCACAGCUGAUAUCUGAAAAAUGUAUCUCUGCCUGCUUCAUGAUGUAUUUAAUCAGUGUCCUGUUUUUGUCGCUGUACGUAUUUAUCUAAAUAUGUAUUUUUAUGGAAUAUUAAAACUUUUUAUACUGAC
Fundulus heteroclitus (mummichog) is the source of this 2383-nucleotide messenger RNA. RefSeq lists its product as uncharacterized. The record is from RefSeq and is a predicted model, not a curated record. The transcript has 3 exons. Bases 329 to 1099 code for a protein of 256 amino acids. NCBI's taxonomy places the organism in Eukaryota, Metazoa, Chordata, Actinopteri, Cyprinodontiformes, Fundulidae.